This is a messenger RNA of Rhineura floridana, 3264 nucleotides long. RefSeq names its product GATA binding protein 6 (gene GATA6). The record is from RefSeq and is a predicted model, not a curated record. Gene Ontology annotation, molecular function: DNA-binding transcription factor activity, RNA polymerase II-specific; zinc ion binding; RNA polymerase II cis-regulatory region sequence-specific DNA binding. Gene Ontology annotation, cellular component: nucleus. Gene Ontology annotation, biological process: negative regulation of transcription by RNA polymerase II; positive regulation of transcription by RNA polymerase II; cell fate commitment. NCBI's taxonomy places the organism in Eukaryota, Metazoa, Chordata, Lepidosauria, Squamata, Rhineuridae. Bases 323 to 1909 code for a protein of 528 amino acids. The transcript has 7 exons.
CCUGUCUGUAAGCAAAACCCACGGACGGACGGACGGACGGACUGGACUGCUGCGCUGGGGAGGGCUCUCCUUGUAUUGGAAGCAUUCCCGAUCCUGGGAGACGCAAAGGUGGGACGAAGCCAGGACCAGCCGAUAUCUUCCUCCCCUCCCGCUUUUGUUUCCUGCCUUUUUUAAUGAGGCGCAGGCGCCGCGCUUUCCUGACUUGUCGCAGCAAAGCACAAAGGACGAAGCGCGGAGGGCACUCGCUGUGGCUCCAUUUUACAGGAGGAGCAGCAGCCCCAGCAGCGAGGCCGCGAGAGUGAGUUGAACGCCACGGGGCUGAAUGGCCGUGGCUGAGGGCGGCUGGUGCCUGCUGAAGCGCUACGGCCCCGACGACUUGCCCUGCCCGCUGGGCCCCAGGGAGCUGCCCUGUCCUUCGCCGUCGCCCUCCUCCUCCUCUGGCUGCUCCCCCGGAGGCGGCGGCGGCGGCAGGACCUUCAAGCAGGAGCCCGGAGGAGCGCUCCAACCCUCUCAGCCGCUGGGCCUAACCGAAGGCCGGGCCUUGCUGGGCCCCUUCGUGUCCCUGGCAGCGGCGCCGUCGAGCCUGUCCAGCUGGGAGGACGUGCUGCUCUUCGCGGACCUGGAUCAGGCCAACAAGCUCCUCUGGUCCAGCCGCGCCUCGGCCAAGCUGAGCCCGGAUCCUUCCCAGCCGCCACCGCCGCCGCCCGUCGAGGAUAUGUACCACCACCCACACACCCAUCACCACCCGCACCACCACCCACAGGGCCUGCAGGGCGGCCCCUACGACGGCUCGUCCCCCAGCAGCAGCGGCGGAGGCAGCGGCUUCCUGUCCUCCUCGGCCGGAUCGCCGGUCUACGUGCCCACCACCCGCGUGGGGUCCAUGUUGCCCUACCUACAGAGCCCCCCCGGCGCCGGGCAGGCCGGAGGCCCGACGGCCUGGUCCUCGCAGGCGGCCCCCGAAAGCCCCACCUCGUCUUAUGGCGCCACCGGCGGGGGAUGCGGCCACCCGGCCUCGGGCCGCUUCGCCUACCCGGCCAGUAGCGGCUCCCCCGCCAGCAACGGCGCCUCCCGGGAGCCCGCCAGCUACAGCCCCCGCGAGCAGUUCCGGCCCCUGAAUGGAUCCUACUAUGGGCCCUACGUGGGCCCCCAGUUCGGCACCCCGGGCUGGGCCAGCCCCUUCGACAACUCCAUGCUGCACUGCCUCCCCAGCCGAGCCGGCCCCCUUGCCGUGAGGCCCUCCGGCGCAGAUCUUCUGGAUGAUCUGUCUGAAAGCCGGGAAUGUGUCAAUUGUGGCUCCAUCCAGACCCCCCUGUGGAGAAGGGAUGGCACUGGCAACUAUCUCUGCAAUGCCUGCGGGCUGUACACCAAGAUGAAUGGCCUUAGCAGGCCCCUCAUCAAGCCUCCAAAGAGAGUGCCUUCUUCGAGAAGACUGGGUUUGUCUUGUGCCAACUGUCACACUACAACCACAACCCUCUGGCGCAGGAAUGCAGAGGGAGAACCUGUAUGCAAUGCCUGUGGCCUGUACAUGAAGCUUCACGGGGUGCCCCGACCCCUUGCUAUGAAGAAAGAGGGAAUUCAAACUAGGAAACGAAAACCAAAGAACAUUACUAAGGGAAAGUCAUGCUCUGGUAAUAAUAGCAAUAAUGCCGUCCCUAUGACUCCAACUUCAACGUCUUCUACGAACUCAGAUGACUGUAGAAAAAAUGCUUCCCCUACCACACAAACCACAGCCUCAGGGGCGGUGUCUUCAGUGAUGUCUGGCCGGGGAGAAAGCACCAGUCCUGAGACAAGCACACUCAAAUAUUCUGGCCAGGAAGGGCUAUAUUCAGGCGUCAGCUUGACCUCCACUGCAGAAGUCACAGCCUCUGUGAGACAGGAUUCCUCCUGGUGUGCCUUGGCUCUAGCAUGAAUUUCUGAUGAAUCGAAGGUGCUGGAUACUUGCACUAGGGGGGCCACCAGCUACACUUGUGUUGUGCAUUUUCCUUGUCCCAAGAAACAGUGACUAUGAUUCCUUGCCAGUGAUAUCUGUGCCUUGAUUCUAGAGGGGUUUUUUCUCCCCAUGGUCUCUGUUUUGAUUGCCCAGGUCCUCAGCAAUGCAAGACAGUCGAGGGAGCCCAAACCACUUCUGUUAGCUCAACAAGGAAUGCCCAUCUGCACUAUUGAUAGAUCUUCACCACAACUACCAGUGCUGCCUUGUGUGUUUGUGGAUUGUGUAUUUCUUCCACUCCCACUCGACCAACAUCCAAGAUCUGAUUGGUGUUGAUAUUAUUAUAAGACAAAGUAGACAAAGUUUGCAUGAUAAAGAAUAGUGCAACAUAGAAGAGCUAAACAACAAGUGUGCGGUUUGUCCUAAUGUGCACAUCUUGAACUUGACCGUUUGAUGCAAUCUUCUCUCACAGGUCAGUGUUUCAGCUAGUGCCUUCUGCUUACAACAUGCCCACAUUUCUAAGUAAGUUUUCUGAAGCAGACUUCCAAUACAGCCCAAUGAAGGAAAACACAGUUUGGUACACCCUUUUCAAGUUAGAACUGGCUAAUGAGAACUUGGGUUAAAAUAUUUGUGUUACUGUUUUUAACAUAUACUGUGAUGGAGGAGAAUGGAGUGUCUAUGUUGUGACUGAACUGUAUGUAGUCAGUCAGAAUUUGUAAACAGGGUAGAAUUCAGAUUUUUCCCCCUUUCCAUAUAUACAAUAAUUUUGUUUUUAUAAAAAGUGCAAUUUGUCUUGCAGCAAUCAGUGUUAAAUCAUAAGCAUAAGAUUUAACAACAGUUUUUAUAUGAAUGAAUGGAAUGAAUGUAAACAUUUUAACUUAAUGGUACGUAAAUAAUUUAAAAGAAAAAGUUACGUAGGCAUCAUUUUGUUGCAAUUUUUUAUUGUAACAAAACAACAUUCUACUUUUGUGUUUCUGAUUUUUAAAACACAUGUUUCAAGAACAAAUGUUUUCUCAGGAAAAAAAUUGAACCUACCUGCCUAUCCGGUCAUGAGCUUUUUAUAUAUAACUGCACAGUCAUCCCCACUAUCUUGCCACUGAAUAAAGUAUCUGCUAGAAGAAUAUCAAUUGCAGUGAAACGUUACUACCUAAUGGAUAAAAUAUGUAAAUACUCCAUCAAAAUAUUUAGGCAUCUUUAAAAUACUGGAUACAAUCUGUAUAAUAUACCUGACCCAUAGCUAGGUUGGUUUACAUUUUUUUUUUUUUUAAAAAGGGAUGUCAUGUGGAAAGUUGUUUGCAACAGUGGUUUGAAAAUAAAAGGGUUGUGUUUUUUCUCUC